AUGCGCGCCGGGCCGCGGCGGCUACGCGGACGAAACCGCCUCUUUCGCGCCGUCUCCCUUCACGGGUACCCCGGCUCUCUGCCCCUCCUUCCCGUGGCGCUCGAGGGACCAUGGCCGAUCCUCGCGUGAGGCAGAUCAAGAUCAAAACCGGCGUGGUGAAGCGGUCUGCCUGUCACAAGAAAGUAGGCUCACCUUUUGGAGAAGACUUCUUUCUAGUAUUGGUCAAAGAAAAAAUGAUGUAUGAAAAAGAAGCAAAACAACAAGAAGAAAAGAUUGAAAAAAUGAAAGCCGAAGAUGGUGAAAAUUAUGCUAUUAAAAAGCAGGCGGAGAUCCUGCAAGAGUCCCGCAUGAUGAUCCCAGAUUGCCAGCGCAGGUUGGAAGCUGCAUACAGUGACCUUCUGCAAUUAUUAGAGAGUGAAAAAGACUUGGAAGAAGCUGUGGAAUAUAAGGAGGCACGUGUAGUACUGGAUUCAGUGAAGUUAGAAGCCUGAAGUUUUUCUGUACAGGGUGUUUUUGCAUUAAAUCCUGGGAUCCAUUCCACAAUUCAUUAUUUUUGACCACUGCUGUGUGUUCAGGUAGUAUGAGAAUGUGAUUCUUCUUAUGCAGUGCAUAUAUUUUUCUUUGCCUAAUUUAAUGUGUCAAAUAAAUGAGUUCAUCUAAUAAAAUUGCUUCUUUCAUACUUUA
Molecule: messenger RNA, 684 nt
Organism: Vicugna pacos (alpaca)
Lineage: Eukaryota; Metazoa; Chordata; Mammalia; Artiodactyla; Camelidae
Source: RefSeq, a predicted model, not a curated record